This is a messenger RNA of Cyphellophora europaea CBS 101466, 3192 nucleotides long. RefSeq lists its product as uncharacterized. The record is from RefSeq and is a predicted model, not a curated record. Gene Ontology annotation, biological process: translation reinitiation; formation of cytoplasmic translation initiation complex. Gene Ontology annotation, cellular component: eukaryotic translation initiation factor 3 complex, eIF3e; multi-eIF complex; eukaryotic translation initiation factor 3 complex, eIF3m. The transcript is spliced from 3 exons. Gene Ontology annotation, molecular function: translation initiation factor activity; mRNA binding. Lineage: Eukaryota; Fungi; Ascomycota; Eurotiomycetes; Chaetothyriales; Cyphellophoraceae. The coding region runs from base 1 to 3192 and encodes 1063 amino acids.
AUGCCGCCACCACCGCAUAUUAAACCUGAGAAUGUGCUCAAGCGGGCUCAAGAACUCAUCGCCGUCGACCAGUCUCAGGCUGCGCUCAAUGUCCUCCACGAGCAUGUCACCUCUAAGCGAACCCGGAACAGCCCGAUCGCCUCCUUGGAGCCGGUGAUGCUCCUGUUUGUCGAACUUUGCGUGGAUCUCAGAAAAGGAAAAUCUGCCAAAGAUGGUCUUUAUCAGUACAAGAACAUCGCGCAGAAUACCAACGUAGGGACUAUCGAGUUGGUAUUGAAAAAAUUCAUCGAACUGGCCGAGGCGAAAGUCCAGGAGGCGCAGGUUAAAGCCGAUCAAGUUCAAUCCAAUCUUGACAGCGCUGCUGCGCAGACUGUCAGCAACCUCGAUGACGAUCUGGAAGUCACCAACAGUCCGGAAAGCAUUCUUCUUGCGACCGUAUCCGGCGAACAAUCAAAGGAUCGCACCGACCGUGCUAUCGUCACCCCAUGGCUAAAAUUUCUUUGGGAAACCUAUCGAACAGUGCUCGAGAUUCUCAAGAACAAUGCCCGUCUCGAGAUUCUCUAUCAGGCUACCGCCCAUCAAGCUUUCGACUUCUGCCUCAAGUAUGCCCGUAAGACCGAGUUUCGUCGACUUUGCGAGCUUCUUCGCAACCAUGUUCAGAAUGCUGCCAAAUACUCGUCGCAAAUGCAUGCCAUCAACCUGAAUGAGCCGGAUACUCUCCAGCGACAUCUGGAAACGCGCUUUCGGCAGCUUAACGUUGCUGAUGAGUUGGAGUUGUGGCAGGAAGCUUUCCGCAGCGUUGAGGAUAUUCAUAUGCUCCUCACCCUGUCGAAGCGUCCAGCCAAAAACGUGAUGAUGGCCAAUUACUUCGAAAAGCUCACCAAGAUAUUCCUGGUGUCCGACAAUUUCCUCUUCCAUGCUGCCGCCUACAACAAGUACUACACACUUCUCCGCCAGUCUCAAGCUGUGGUUGCAUCUGGUCAGAGCCCCAAGAAAGACAACCCAACAGUCACCGAUGCUCACCUUACCAAGGUGGCUUCUUUCGUCCUUCUGUCUGCUCUGGCCAUUCCGGUGAUUAGUACUUCGCGGUCGCGUGGUCUCGUGGAUGUUGACGAGGCUCGUAAGAAGACGACACGCCUGACAAACCUGCUCAACAUGCCAUCGGCCCCAACACGAGCCAUUUUGUUCAAGGAUGCGCAGCUCAAAGGCCUUCUCAAGAAAGCUUCUCCUGAGAUCCGUGAUCUUUACAACAUUCUCGAAGUGGACUUUCAUCCGCUGUCCAUCUGCAGAAGGAUCUCGCCCAUUCUCGAACGAAUUGGCAAUGAUCCCGAGAUGGUUCAGUACGUUCAGCCUCUGCAACAGGUCAUUCUCACCCGCCUAUUCCAGCAACUUUCGCAAGUCUACGAGUCCGUUGAGUUAGGAUUCGUUUUCAAGCUGGCUCAAUUCCCCGAACCAUUCCAGGUCACUCCUGCUACCAUUGAAAAGUUCAUUAUGAAUGGCUGCAAAAAGGGUGAAUUGGCCAUCCGGUUGGAUCACGUCUCUGGAACUCUCAACUUUGACCAAGACGUCUUCUCAUCAUCCAAAGCUCUUACUGCUUCUGCAGAUGCGGAUAGCUCUUCCGUCCAACGCCUGCAGCACACCCCUACCGAAAUCGCCCGCACUCAGCUUUCUCGACUUGCAAAGACCUUGCACAUCACCUGCAUGUACGUCGACUCAUCCUACAAUCAAGCUCGUCUCGCCGCCCGUGAGUCUGCUCUUGCCCGCGCUGAAUCUGGUGCCGAACAAGAGCACUUGGCCACUCUCGAGCGUCGGACUGUGAUUGAGAAGAAAAAGGAAGCUGCUUCGGAAGCUCUAUCUCGCAAACAGCGCGAGGAAGAGACACGUCGUCGCAUUCGAGCUCAACAGCAAGCGGAAGCCGAGUCUCAGCGUCUCCGCGAUGAGACCAAGGCCCGCGAGCUCAAGCGCGUCCGAGAUGAGCAAGCUCGCAUCCGUCGUCAAGAAAUGGAGAAGCAACUCGCAGAGCUCAAGGGCACUAUGAAGAUCGACCUCGAGGAUGUUGAUUUAGAAAACCUCGACUCCAAUGCAGUGCGCAUGCUCAAGCUUACCCAGCUCGAGAAAGACAAGAACGAGCGAGACAAUCGGGUUCGUAUUACAGCGAAACGCAUUGAUCACCUCGAGAGAGCCUUCCGUCGCGAGGAAGUCAAGCACCUCGAAGACGACUAUGCUCGUCAACGCGAGGCUGACUACAAAGCUUGGGAAGAGAACAAGGCGGUCACACUCUCUGAGGCCAAAGAGAAGCACGAACAGGUGGUCGCGCUUAAGCACCGGCUGACACGCCUUGUGCAACCGUACGACGAGUUCAAGUCUUCUAUCACUCAACGUCGUGCAGCCGACUUUGAGAAGCUUCGUCGUAAGGCCGAAAAGGAGUUCGAAGAAGAGAAGCGCAAGAGAAUCAGAGAACAUCACGAGGAGAAGGCAAGGGCGCGCCAGCAGGCUGAGGAGGACGAGCGUCUUCGUCGUGAAGAAGAGGAGCGUCUCGCAGAAGAAGCCGAGCGAAAGGCGCGGGAAGAAGAGGAGAAGGAGCGACAGAGAGCCGAGCGUCGCGCCAAAGCAGAAGCUGAACGGGCUGAGCGUGACGAAGCUGCAAAGAAGCAGAUGCAACGCGAAGAGGAAGCGAUCGCCAGAAGAGCUGCGAGACGUACUGGUGGUGAGGAACGUCCUGCGAGCGGAGGCUUUAUCCGCCGAGAGGCACCUGCCAUGGACAGUCGCACCGAUUCCAACGAACGCACUGCUCCACGUCUCAAUCUUGCUGCGAGAACCGGCGGUGGCGGCUGGCGCGACCGUCAAGCUGCGAAAGAGGCUGCAGGUGUCACCGAAGGCGAAAGUGCCACUGCUCCGGGCCGUGGCUCAACCUCCGAUGCUUCAGCUGCGCUGGCAAGAAGUGGCUAUGUGCCUCCUCACCUGCGUCAAGGUGGUGCGCGACCGGUAGAGAGCCCAGAACGUGAUCUACCUCCCCGCAAUGCCAGUCCGGCGAAUGCUUCUGGCACCGGCCGUUGGCAGCCCAGACACAUGCGCGAUGAGGGACGUCAGGAGUCGCGAGAGGGUACUAGUGGAGACGAGGCUCCCGUGCGGAAGCCUGCAGGCAGCACCGGCGGCAGAUAUGUUCCCCCUUCGAUGCGGAAUCGUCAGUAG